AUGGGUGGAAAACAUAGCAGGCCAUCUUCUUCCCACCACCAACAACAGCAGCAGCAAUAUGCCAUACCAUCAUCAUCACGUCCACAUCCAAAUGCGAAGCAUCACCAGCAGAGGAGACCACCAUCUAUUGAAUUCGUUGAUGAAUGGUUCCAAUCCAAGUUUGAAAGUACUCUGACAACGACAAGCAGUAGUAUUAACAACACGUUGGAGCAUGAUUUACCAGUAUUUUUACCACCUCCCAGUAUUUCAUCGGUGACCACGAUGGAUGAUAGCAAUGAUACAGCAUCGGCAGCCGAUACAGAUUUAUUCUCUACCUUAUCCUCUCUUUCUUCGAUAUCAACCUUUUCAUCCUAUCGGGCCCCUUCAACACCCCAACAAGGCCAUAGACGUAAAACAAGCACUAGUAUCAGACAACAAGAAUCACACCAUCAUCAUCACGAGGAAGAAUUUCAACUACAAAUUCAGCAAUGUUACCGACAACUGGAGACGGGUGUCAAACAUGGGCGAGUUGAAUGUUAUUAUCACUAUGCGCUAUUUUUGUAUCACGGCAUGACUCCAUCAGGCCAAGCCAACUAUCCACUCGCGUACCGAUGUUUCCGGUUAGCAGUCAAAGAACAACGAAAAAUCAUUCCACUUCUUCAAUCAUCCAAGCGGAGAAAGCAAUGGAGUGAGAUGAUCGCACACGCUCAAUACAAUAUCGGCGAAAUGCUUACAAGUGGAAAAGGUGUUGCGCGUGACCCUACUAAAGCGCUCGAAUUUUUUAAUGCAGCUGCAAGAAUGGGUCAUGCAGGUGCACAGUAUGAGGUUGCCAUGGCAACAUUGGAUAAUGAAUCCCGACAGCAAUGGCUGCACAAGGCUGCACUUCAAGGACAUCCAAGAGCUCAAACGACACUUGGCAAAAUGUUACUUGCAAACAACAAAGAGAAUGAAGCCAUCCAUUGGUUAUCAUUGGCUGCGGUGCAUCAUGAGAACAAAGACGCUGUCCUGCAACUUGCUCAUUUGUACAACCACUCUUGUCCCGACAAAGGACUUUCUUUAUGCACUCGAUUCCUUCAAUCACAUCCAAACGACAUUGAUGUCAACUAUCACGUGGGGUUACAUUGGUUCUUGAAUGGCGAUCCUUCACGCGCUACAACACAUCUGGAAAAAGUGGUUGGUUCUCCCAUUUCGACUGCCAAUGGCCAACCUACUGGAUCAGCAGCCAACCUUGUAGGCAUGGCACACCGUAAGCUUGGAAGGUUGGCAACAGAGGCUAUGCAACAUGAGAAGGCACAUGAACAUUACAAGAUGGCUGUAUUGACGGGUGACACUUUGGCACUUGGGAUGCUGGGACAGCAGUUUGAACAUGGUAUUGGAUGUCAACGAGACGUGGAGCAAGCGCUAGAAUGCUAUCGUAAAGCUGCCAAUGACGAAGAUAGCAUGAAUCGGAUACCUGCACAGAUGGCUUUGGGUACAUUGUUACUUGAAUUGGAUCGACCACGUGAAGCAAUCGUUUGGCUUGAGAAGUUGGCAUCAUCGACAAUAUCCACCAACCACGACAACGAUGAUAUUGAUCGGCGACGACAACAGCAGCAGCAAUACAGCAAAUUACGAUCCUAUCAAAGGAAAGCAGAAUGUAUGGUGGCAUCCUAUCGAUUGGAACACGACGCAGAUACUGGUGAACAUGCUCGUGCAUUGGAGACACUUGAAUCACUUGCUGAGAAGGAAGAUGGAUGUGUGGAAGCAUGUAUUGCAUUGGCCGAAUACUAUCAAGCAAACAACAAUGCCAGCAAAGCACUUGAUUAUCUACGCCUAGCAGCACAACUUGGUGAUGCAAACGCGCAAUUUAUGAUGGCAGAGCAUAUGCAACACAACGUACAAGAAGAAGCCUAUGUCUGGUACAAACGUGCAGCUCGUCAAGGUCAUCCCAUGGCUCAGCUACACGAAGCGCUUUAUCAUCUUCAUGACUCAAUGCUUCCCGUCAACGUCACACGCGAUCUUGAUCAUGCUGAGAGACUUUUACGCAAUGCAGCAGCUGCUGGGGUAUCGGAGGCCAUGGUACAUCUUGCUGGUAUGAAGCAUAUGUCAGAGGAUCAAGCGAUUGAAUGGCUACAAAAAGCAGCAGCACUCAACAACACCGAAGCGAUGCGAAAGCUGUCAAGCUAUAUCACCACGCUGGGAGAGAAGGCAGCAUUGGGAUGGUUACAAAAAGCGGCUGUUUCGAAUGAUGCACAGGCAUGGUACCAGCUUGGUCAAUGUUACAUCGAUGGAUCACGUGGUUUGGCAAAGAACACCUACAAAGCAACCGAGUGCAUGAAACGUGCCGAAGCAUUUGGAUGUAUUUCCGCUGGUUUUUUCAUUGCUUCCUUGUAUGAGGAUGGUUCCAAGUGGGACCUUGCUAUUGAAAAAUACACUAUGAUUGCCAACGACUAUCCUUCACAUGCCUUGCAAGCUCAUUUGGCCAAAUGCCGACUGGUUGUUAUUCGAGAUAUUGGAGACCACAAAUUACAGCAGGAAUCUAUGACACUACUCGCUGAUACGUUGAAGAAGAAGCAGCAUGAUGAUUGUGAGGCGCUGAUUGAAGCAUGGGAGUUGCUAGGCAUAUGUCAUGAGCACGGAUAUGGAACGCAGCGAAGCAUUAUUGAUGCUAUUGAUUGUUACUCGAGAGCAACUCUAGUCAGCCAGCAUCCACGAUUAUCCACGUCAAACUCAUUUCAUUGGAUACAAGAACGAACGCGUUGUAGACUUGCCACAGUACUUGUUGCACAUCACAGAUAUGACGAGGCACUUGUUGAGUUACGGAGACUUGAGCCCUAUUUGGAUCAAAUGCGAGGUCAUCAAGCAUCAUCAGAAACUGUUACUCAAGCCCGUGAAGCACGUUUUCUUUUGGGAUAUCUACUUUUACACCAAAAGAACAAUGACUCGCAUCAAGAAGAAGGCGUAAAAUGGCUCCAGGAAGCUGCUGAUCAAGGCCACACACAGGCGAUUUAUGAGUUGGGCAAGCAUGCGAUGGAUGUGGAUAAGGAUGAUCAAGCCAAAUCGUUUUUUCGCAAGGGCGAUGUACUGGGUCAUGCUGGCUGCAAACGUGAAUUAGCGCUGAUGAUGAUGGCGGUGGCGCAUGAUGAAAAAGACCACAAUGACGACGACUAUCGCGACUUGCUUGAGACUGCAGCUGAUAUGGGUGACACUGAAGCCAUGUUCCAAUGCGGCUUGCUUUAUCAAUUCUCGAAGGGAAAGAAUGAUCUCGACUUGGCCACGCAACUCUAUCUCAAAGCAGCUACCCAUGGACAUCCAUUUUCAUGCGUCUUUGCUGGAUAUACAUGUUAUCUAUUGCACCGGAAUGAGCAGGCUGUCGAAUGUUUUCUUUUAUGCGAGCAUCAUUGGUUGGCGAAAUUUGGUCUUGCUGCAUGUGGAUUUGAAAGCGGUGAUGCUAGUGAUCGACAUACAUGGCUACAAGAAGCUGAAGAAGCAAUACCAAUCGAUCCAUCAUUGUUGAUCAUCUCCCAGGAACGGCGUAUUUGGUGCGAAGCAUGUGAAUACCUUGGACAAUGUUAUGAAACGGUUGUUCACGACACAUCACGUGCCAUUGAAUGGUACACGCUUGGUGCUGAUCUCGCAAAAGUCAAGUAUGUUCCAGCCAUGCUACGCCUUGCUCAGCUUGCACAAAAUGAACAUUCGGAUACGAGUGCUUUGGAAUGGUAUCGGAUUGCAGCCGACUGUGGCGAUGCAGAAGCAAAGUAUCAUGUGGGACUCUAUCAUCAAAUGGGUCGUGGUGGACUUGAAGUCAAUCUGGUAGUCGCUGCUGCCUAUUUUCGUGAAGCCCAAGCCAAGCAUCACAUUCAUGCCACCUAUGCUCUCGCACAAGUUUAUUGGGAACUCAAGGAUUAUAAACGUGGAUGGAUUUGUUUCAAGGAAGCAGCUGAUCGUCACACACAUGUUGAUGCUUUACGUGCGGUGGGGCUUUUAUACAUGCGUGGUCUUUCGGCUGUGAAUGAUCAUCGUGGACGUCCAUUUUCGAUUGAACAAGACCAUGAUUUGGCCAUGUCCUAUUUCAGCAAGGCUGCAAGACAAAAUGAUGAAGCAUCUAUCAUGCUUAUUGGAUCGUACUUUGAGCGAGCAUUUGGAAGCGACGACGAAGAGAAUGCAAAGGCAUCAACAACAAAGGCGACCAUGGAAGAUUUGAACAAAGCACUCGCAUUCUAUGAAAAGGCAUACGCACACAAGAUUGCCAACCCAGUACUUGAAUUUGUCAUUGGCCGCUUACACCAACGUAUGGGCAACAUUGCAUCAUGCUCUAAGCAAGCUGAGCUACAUUAUAGGGAAGCUUACCGAUGGUUCCAUCUCGCUGUGGAUCAACCGCAAACACGUGAUUUGGCGAGGACAGCAUUGGCAUAUUUUCAUUUAUAUGGAUGGGAUCCUGAACAUCACAACCCAAGCCUUGGAUUUGAUCAAUUGUUGAAAAUCGAAUCGGAAACCGAAGAUGUUGAAGUUGUACGCCAGGUCAAAAUGCAUAUUGCACAAUGCUAUCAAGAUGGGAAAGGUGUCGAACGUGAUGCAUCAAUGGCUCUGCUCUAUUGGAAACAGCUUUGUGCGUUGGAUGUCAAGGACGCGAUGCACGCUGUAGAAGCACUUUAUGCUGAAGGAUUUGCGAGUCAACAAGAUGUUGAUAGUGCCAGGGAAUACUUUCAUGCAAUAGAUGAUCGAGUAGAAACACAGACCACCAUCUCUACAACGUCCAGCUAUUCUUUACGCGGCAGCAUAGCUUAA
Molecule: messenger RNA, 4746 nt
Organism: Lichtheimia ornata
Lineage: Eukaryota; Fungi; Mucoromycota; Mucoromycetes; Mucorales; Lichtheimiaceae
Exons: 6
Coding region: 1-4746 (1581 amino acids)
Molecular function (GO): protein binding
Source: RefSeq, a predicted model, not a curated record